GUCUAGCUCCUUUGGUCUCUCUGCUUCUUCUUCUCCUUCUUAAAAGAAAAAGAAGCGUUUGGUGCGUCUCUCGUGCUUCUCAGAAUCUUGGAAAAUGUUGGGUAGGCUAGCUGCGAAGCGUCUUCUGGAGAUCCGUCAAGUUUUCCGUCAACCACCGUCUCAGGCGUCUCGUAGCUUUUCAACAGCCUUGAACUACCACCUGGAUUCUCCUGAUAACAAACCUGAUCUUCCUUGGGAGUUUUCAGAGGCCAACAAAUCUAAGGUUAAGGAGAUACUCUCUUACUAUCCAUCAAACUACAAGCAGUCUGCAGUGAUCCCUCUUCUAGAUCUUGCCCAACAACAGCAUGGCGGCUGGCUCCCUGUUUCUGCUAUGAAUGCGGUCGCUAAAGUUAUAGAAGUUGCUCCUAUCCGUGUUUAUGAGGUUGCAACAUUCUACUCAAUGUUCAACAGGGCAAAGGUCGGAAAGUACCACCUCCUAGUUUGUGGCACAACACCUUGCAUGAUCCGUGGUUCACGUGAUAUCGAAUCAGCUUUGCUAGACCAUUUGGGAGUGAAACGCGGUGAAGUUACAAAGGAUGGUUUGUUCUCUGUUGGAGAGAUGGAAUGCAUGGGAUGCUGUGUGAAUGCGCCCAUGAUCACUGUGGCAGAUUAUUCCAACGGAUCAGAGGGAUAUACAUACAACUAUUUCGAAGACGUUACACCUGAGAAAGUUGUAGAGAUCGUUGAAAAGCUGAGAAAAGGAGAAAAGCCACCGCAUGGAACUCAAAACCCAAAGAGGAUCAAGUGUGGACCGGAAGGAGGAAACACUACAUUGCUAGGGGAGCCAAAGCCACCGCAGUUCCGUGAUCUUGACGCUUGCUAAGCUAAGUUCUUUAAGCCCGGUGGGUUUUAUGUGGUUCAAAUAACGCAAAAGGCUAUAGUUAUGUUUGAAGCCUAUAGCAUCAAACUGAGUUUGCAUACUCUUUGUAGUCUUCUUGAUUUGAAAUUUAGACUCCAUUUUAAAACGAAUGGCCAAAAGCAUCUUCUUUUGUUAUCAUCUCACUUCCAAGACUUUUGUGAAAUUGAUGUAAUAAAGACUUUUGUUACAUAAUGUUGAUUUGUUUUGGGACAUUA
Messenger RNA from Raphanus sativus (radish), 1113 nucleotides. Its product is annotated as NADH dehydrogenase [ubiquinone] flavoprotein 2, mitochondrial. Gene Ontology annotation, biological process: mitochondrial electron transport, NADH to ubiquinone. NCBI's taxonomy places the organism in Eukaryota, Viridiplantae, Streptophyta, Magnoliopsida, Brassicales, Brassicaceae. The transcript is spliced from 10 exons. Gene Ontology annotation, molecular function: NADH dehydrogenase activity. The record is from RefSeq and is a predicted model, not a curated record. Bases 95 to 862 code for a protein of 255 amino acids.